Molecule: messenger RNA, 1410 nt
Organism: Paramecium tetraurelia
Lineage: Eukaryota; Ciliophora; Oligohymenophorea; Peniculida; Parameciidae
Exons: 4
Biological process (GO): protein phosphorylation
Molecular function (GO): ATP binding; protein kinase activity
Source: RefSeq, a predicted model, not a curated record
AUGACUUAAUUAUUAAAGAAGAAUAUUGAAUUGCUGUACCCUUAAUUUAGUGUUAUAGAAAUUUUAAGAUAGAAUGUAUACAAGAAAACAAUAAUUUUGCGAAGAGGCAACAAAAAUUAUAUUUUGAGGUUGUUUAAUUUAGAAGGAAUUAAUAAGGAAAGAGUAACUUCAAUCAUCAAAAUAUUGAAUAAGCUUUCCAUAAAGAACAAUCCUCAUGUAAUUAAAUUUUAUGAAGCUUCGCAUGACGUUGACAAUACCUAUUUGGGGGUUAUCACUGAAUACAUAGAAUGUUAAUAUUAAUGUCCAAUGUAGGAGAAAGAUAUAUUGAUAAUUUUGAUUCAAUUAUGCUCAGCACUUAGUUUAUUUCAUCCAAAAAGGGCACAUGGUAAAAUACUGUUAUCAAAUUUAUUUUGUAUUGAGAAAAAUGCUAUUUUGGGUGAGAUGAACAUAUUGUUUUAUUUGCAUCAAGAAGAGUAUUUGGAUAUCUAUUUAUUGGCACCAGAAUUUGCUAAAUCCAAAAUAUACGAUUGCAAAUCUGAUAUUUGGAUGCUUGGUUUUUUAGUUUACUAGCUCAUGUUCAAAGAAGCUCCUUUUAAGGCCAAUAACAUUAAUGUGCUACAUAAAUAAAUCCUAAAAGGAUUGAAAUUUACAUAUAAUCCUUAAUAUAGUUUAAAUAUGAAUAAUUUGUUAAGGAUUAUGUUAUGUUAUGAUCCUGAUUUAAGACCAACAAUCGAAUCUAUAAGAUCAUUUGCAGAAACAGCUUUAAUAAGCUAAGAGAAAAUAGAUAUCUUUAAAUUACUACCUAAAUACAAAUUAGAGUAAAUUGUAUUACACAAGAAAAGAGAAGAAAGAAAACCCUAAUAAAUUGAUAAUUCAAUUUACUUAAAUGAAGAUUUGUAAAAGUAUCCCUCAUUUCGACCAUCAAAAGUAUUGAAAACCUUCAAAAAAAUUCUUUCCCAAAGUCCAUCUCCCAAAUAGGCAAUUUUAAAUUUUACAGAAAAGAAUGAUAGUUCAAUUAAUAAUCCAAUAUAAUCACCAUAACAUCAUUUCUCCUAUUUGGAAUAAAUUGAUAGCAAGAAAAAUUUAUCGACAGGUAAAAACUCUCAUUAAUCUUAAAAAUAAAUUAAUUAAUCACAAGGAAACUCUCAUUCAUACCAAUAAAGUUAACAAAAUACCCUUUAUUCUGUUUAAUUGCCAAAAGUGCUAAAAUUUUAGUUUAGUAAGAUUAAAUUCAGGCAAGAAAUGACUCCUAAAAAGGAAUUUGAUGAAUCUAAUUUAGAACAACCAAUAGCAAAAUAUGCUUAAUUACCUUAAAAGAUUAAUCCAAUUGCAAUUAAGAAAUUCCCUCCAAAAAUGUUAUUUCAUUAAUAUCAAGACUCAGUACUCAGAUCUUUCAGUUAAAGACAAUGA